Molecule: messenger RNA, 1038 nt
Organism: Cajanus cajan (pigeon pea)
Lineage: Eukaryota; Viridiplantae; Streptophyta; Magnoliopsida; Fabales; Fabaceae
Product: pectinesterase inhibitor 9
Biological process (GO): negative regulation of catalytic activity
Molecular function (GO): enzyme inhibitor activity
Source: RefSeq, a predicted model, not a curated record
UUGAGGUUUGAGAUCAACUCAUACUCUUUCCUAUCACAGUCAAAACAAAUUGUUCAAGCUUCAGAUGUGAGGCAAAAUUAAUAUGGCACACAUCAACCUUCUUUUCAUAGUCACUUUCCUUUCUAUCUUUUCAUGUCUUGCACUGGUUGAGCCAUCUUUGGCUCGGAACCAAAACCAAACAAUGGCUUACAUAAAGUCCUCUUGCCAAGGAACCCGGUACCCUGAUCUGUGCAUACGUUGCCUAGCCAGGUUUGCCAAAUUCACCAUAGAUGGUCCUCAGGACUUAGCCCAUGUUGCACUCUCGGUGAGCCUCUCUAGAGCACUGAAAACAAGGAGCUACUUGUUAAAAGUGGCCAAGGAACUUGAGGAAUUCAAGGGUAAUAGGGUGUUCCUUAUUGUGCAAGAUUGUUCCAUGCAAAUGAGUGAUAGUGUAGACCAACUUUACCAAGCCAUCAAAGAACUCCGCAAAUUGAACAAACGCACUAUCAUAGAUGACACCUUAUUGUGGCACAUAAGCAAUGUCCAAACAUGGGUAAGCACUGCCUUAACUGAUGCUAGCUAUUGUGUUCAAUCGUUCCCUGGUCAUAGGAUGAGUAAGAGGACUGCUACUAUAAAGGUUAAGGCGCAAAAUGUUGCUGAACUCACUAGUAAUGCACUCAACUUAUUUCAUAGAUAUGCUUCUAGGUACCAGGCAGCAUCUAGAGCCACCAAGAAACCUUAAUUAACAUAUGCCAAGUGUUAGUUACCCUUUGUUCGUCAACCAAGUAUGAUUUGUAUGGGUAAAAUUUGUAUUCAUCACAAUAAUGUUAGGAUGAAGUUUUGUUUGUCAUAGGUUUUAAUUAAUAAUUCAAGUCAACAGCGAUUGGCACAAGUCACAACAAAGGGUGAACCCCCUACUUAUUAGCUAGGGUUCAAAACUUGUCAAAGUCUAUCGUUGGUGGAUUCUUUAGUUACUUCUAUGAUCGCUUGAGGAGUCGAAUAAUUCUUAUGAGAAAUUUUAGAAAUUUAAUGAAUUUGAAAUAAAAUUUAAAUUAUCAU